This is a messenger RNA of Alligator sinensis (Chinese alligator), 3794 nucleotides long. Its product is annotated as putative hexokinase HKDC1. The transcript has 16 exons. Gene Ontology annotation, cellular component: cytosol; mitochondrion. The record is from RefSeq and is a predicted model, not a curated record. NCBI's taxonomy places the organism in Eukaryota, Metazoa, Chordata, Crocodylia, Alligatoridae. Gene Ontology annotation, molecular function: glucokinase activity; mannokinase activity; ATP binding. Gene Ontology annotation, biological process: glycolytic process; intracellular glucose homeostasis; glucose 6-phosphate metabolic process. The coding region runs from base 253 to 2715 and encodes 820 amino acids.
CGGGGAUCCCCAUGGACCAGAUGACAUGCCACUGCAGAUUGCAUCUAGCCUGCAGAUUGGAAACUGAGCACCCCUGGCUUUAGUAGUUUCCUUCUGGUCAGAAAAGGGGGAUUUUCUUGCCCUAGAUCUUGGUGGAUCCAAGUUUCGAGUCUUAAAGGUGAAAGUGUCUGAAGAUGGGAAGCAGAAUGUUCAAAUGGAGAGCCAGUUCUACCCAACCCCAAAGGAGAUCAUACAUGGGAAUGCGACAGAAGUAUGCAACCCACUUUGCUCUCUGGAAAUGUUUACUAUGUAGAAUAUAAUUGUUUUAAAUUACUUUUAUUUUCUUUGUUUGUGCAGCUGUUUGAUUAUGUAGCUGACUGUCUGGAAGACUUCAUGGAAAACAAAAACAUAAAACAUAAGAAAUUACCAAUUGGGUUUACAUUUUCUUUUCCCUGCAAACAAGCUAAGUUAGAUGAGGGUGUGCUGCUUUCUUGGACAAAACACUUCAAGGCACGAGGAGUUCAGGAGACGGAUGUGGUCAGUUCUCUGCGCAACGCCCUCAGGAAACAUAAGGAUGUUCAUGCAGAUGUUUUGGCACUGGUAAAUGACACGGUGGGAACUAUGAUGACCUGUGGAUAUGAUGAUCAGCGCUGUGAAGUUGGUGUCAUAAUUGGAACUGGCACCAAUGCCUGCUACAUGGAAGAAAUGAGUCACAUUGAUCUGGUGGAAGGUGAUGAGGGGAGGAUGUGCAUUAACACCGAGUGGGGAGCCUUUGGAGAUGACGGGUCAUUAGAAGACAUCAGAACUGAGUUUGACAGGGAAAUUGACUUGGGAUCUAUCAAUCCUGGAAAACAGCUGUUUGAGAAGAUGAUUAGUGGUUUGUAUUUAGGAGAACUUGUAAGACUCAUCCUUCUAAAAAUGGCAAAGGAAGGAUUACUCUUCAAUGGCGAGAUAGCCACUGCUCUCCGCACCAAAGGCAAGAUUGAGACAAAACAUGUAGCUGCUAUGGAAAAAUACAAAGAAGGUCUCAGCAACACUAAAGAGAUCCUAAUGGAGCUGGGUCUGUUUCCUUCUGAAGAAGAUUGUGUUGCUGUUCAGCAUGUCAGCACCAUUGUGUCAUUCCGCUCAGCAAACCUCUGUGCUGCUGCCUUAGCGGCAAUAUUGACACGUCUUCGAGAAAAUAAAAAGCUAAUGAGACUGAGAACUACUGUUGGCAUGGAUGGAACUUUGUAUAAAACACACCCUCAAUAUGCCAAACGUCUGCAUAAGGUUGUGAGGAGACUGGUCCCAAAUUGUGACGUUCGAUUUCUUCUCUCUGAGAGUGGCAGUGGGAAGGGGGCAGCGAUGGUAACGGCAGUUGCAUACAGACUAGCAUCUCAGCGUAAGCAAAUUGAUGAGAUUCUGGCAUCUUUUAAACUCUCCAAGGAAAAUCUUAGAGAAGUGAAAACUAAAAUGAGGGCAGAACUAGAAUAUGGCCUGAAGAAAGAAACACAACCCAAUGCCACAGUGAAAAUGUUACCAACUUAUGUCUGUGGAACACCAGAUGGGACAGAAAAAGGAAAAUUUCUUUCACUUGAUCUUGGUGGAACAAAUUUCAGAGUUCUGCUUGUGAAAAUUAGAAGUGGAAGAAGAAAAUCUGUGAGGAUGUACAAUAAAAUCUUUGCCAUUCCUCUGGAAAUCAUGCAAGGAACAGGAGAAGAGCUCUUUGAUCACAUUGUCCAGUGCAUAGCAGAUUUUUUGGAGUACAUGGGAAUUAAGGGUGCUCGACUUCCUUUGGGCUUUACGUUCUCUUUCCCCUGCAGGCAAGCUAGUAUUGAUAAGGGAACACUAGUGGGGUGGACAAAAGGUUUUAAGGCAACAGACUGUGAAGGGGAGGAUGUUGUUGACAUGUUAAGAGAAGCUAUUAAACGAAGAAAUGAGUUUGACCUGGAUAUUGUAGCAGUGGUAAACGACACCGUUGGGACAAUGAUGACAUGUGGCUAUGAGGAUCCAAACUGUGAAAUUGGCCUUAUUGCAGGAACAGGCAGCAAUGUGUGUUAUAUGGAAGAUAUGAAGAAUAUAGAAGUUGUGGAAGGGAAUGAAGGAAAAAUGUGUAUUAACACAGAGUGGGGAGGUUUUGGUGACAAUGGGUGCAUUGAUAAUAUCAGAACAAAAUAUGACAAAGAAGUGGAUGAAGGUUCAUUAAAUCCUGGGAAACAAAGAUAUGAAAAAAUGACCAGUGGAAUGUAUUUGGGUGAAAUAGUGAGGCAAAUUCUGAUCGACUUAACAAAGCAUGGACUUCUGUUUAGAGGUCAGAUUUCAGAGACGCUCAGGACAAGAGGAAUAUUUGAAACAAAAUUCCUGUCUCAGAUUGAAAGUGACCGGCUAGCUCUUCUUCAGGUCAGAAGAAUUCUGCAGCAACUUGGACUGGACAGCACUUGUGACGACAGCAUUAUUGUGAAGGAGGUGUGUGGUGCUGUUUCAAGGAGAGCAGCCCAACUCUGUGGGGCAGGACUGGCUGCGGUAGUAGAGAAGAAGAGAGAAAACAGAGGUGUAGAGCACUUGAAAAUCACUGUUGGAGUGGAUGGGACUUUAUACAAGUUACAUCCACAUUUUUCUAGGAUCUUACGGGAAAUGGUGAAAGAGCUGGCACCUCAGUGUGACGUGACUUUUAUGCUGUCUGAAGAUGGGAGUGGGAAGGGAGCUGCCCUCAUUACUGCUGUUGCAAAAAGAUUGCAUAGUAUUGGAGAAAAUUAAAGGAAAGUCAUGUUUAAUUAGACCUGUACAUGUGUAUUAGAGACUGGCUGAAUGAUCACACAAAAUAACUUGGCCACAGACCAAUAGGAAGCACCUGUUAUUUUGGUAGCAGCCAAACUUUGAACAGUCAUUAAUGUUGCUAUAAUUUGGUUUGUGCGUUUCUGUUGAUAGUUUGCACUAUGUUGGGAUACAGCAAAAAUAGUCAGCAUUUCAAUAUCGCAUAAUACAAUACCACAAGCCAUAUUAAUGUAAUAUUUUUCCAAACUCAUUUUCAAAAUGCUAAAACCACUGCUCCCACAAAUGUUACCAUGUUGUGAAUUUUCCAUUGCUUUUCAGUAUUAUUAUUCCUUUAAUCAUUGCAUGGUCUGACUCAGUGGAUAUCAAGAUCUUAGUGUAGCACAUCUCUAGUAAGCAUGUUUCUUCUGUGUUCCAGUAUAUUUUAUAAUACAUCUGUAAAAUGGAAUAAAUUAAUGGACCUUUUUAUAUUAAAGUUGUAUUACUUUUUUUCAUUAUAUUGUUUAUAAAACUGCACUUACAUUGGACAUGGUUAGCAGCUGGGUGUAAUGGACAAAAGCAGAUUCCUCAAAAUAUAUUUAAUGCAUAAGUAAGGCGGAUGACAAAACUGGUGCACCUGCUGCGUACAUUGGCAGAUGGUCAUUUUAUACAGUAUCUUUCUGUGAGAAAUAGGCAGCAAUGUGUGGCAAUUUCCAGAUGCCCAGAAAAUAAUCAGCAUGUUGGGGUGUGACUGAAAAAUUGCAUCCUGAUUUAGUAAUUCCAAAAUGAGAGUUGUGGAACGAUAGUAUGACACAAAAGGAGAAUAUCUGUUCCACACUCAGUUACUUCCCUGUUCUUUUACUACUCCUUUCACAUACAUUCCUGUGCCAUUGAGCUGGGAAUAGGGCACUGGGCUGUAACAGACAUGGUAUAGGACCUUGGAUGUGUCAGUAAUGACUGUCAUGCACUGUAUUAAAUAAUUGGCUUUGUGCUAACGGUAAUAGAAAGUCUGAAGUAAGAUUGAAGAGUUAAAUUUAGCACCAGUGAAUUCAGUUUUAAGGUAUAUGCCUGAUUUAUAUUUUCAC